AGCCUAAGUUCCCCUCAAUGUGUCUGUUUAACCUGCAUUACCUCAUUUCUGAUUCGCCUCUCUCGCAUUCGCUCUUCCGCUUUCUCUGUCUCUCCCUCGUGUUCUCCCUUUCACCAGUCCAGCUCUGUGGCUGGCGUUACAUCACUUAGUUGGCACAGAAUGAUCUUCGCUCCUCCACAGUAGAAGCCCUGGUGACAGCAACGAACUUCCUCUGAACUGAUGAAAAUUUCAACAAUUGGCUCUUCAACGCCGCUCAACUCCAGGUAGUCAGUGCAGCGUUGUCCUUGGUGCUGAAAUCAACUCGUCUGCGCUGGUCGGCUGUCAAGGGUGGUGCUACUCGAAGUGCUGUAUAACUUGUGAAUGUUAGCGUGGUGUCUGGCUGGUGUGCUCCAUUUGAUGAUAAUUCAAAAUUAACAACGUCGAGACACUUAGAAAGAAAAACUGGAUCCAGCGAAUCAAUUAAAUUCGCCAACUGAGAAUAUCUUCCAGCGGUAUCGAUUUUUGUAGGCUGAGGAAACGAAAAUAUCUGGAGACGGGGUCGAUUUCUUCUUCAACUGCUUUAACCUAGUUAACCUGGUGAGUUGUUUUUCUGUGCGUGUUCAGUUACAUGAAAAUAUAUCUGGAAGAAGAAACUCUCUGAAAGACUGGAUUUUCGACUAGGUUGUGGAAUUUCCUCCUGGAUACGACACGAUUAAAUUGUAGGCUAUUUUUGCCCUAUACGCUAUUCAAGCUGAACUUGCCUGAAUCCCAAUGAUAGUCUGAGCACUGAGCUUCGACGAAGCGCUGCUGAACUAUGGAGCCGUCCACUAACGGGUCCAGUUUUGGGAUCGACUCGCUACUCUCACACAGACCCGGCAGUCCGGUCAUGUCGAAAGGGGACAGUCUUGUCGGGGAAUGCCGUUCUCCGCUGGAGUUCAGCCCACGGUCUGACCUGGAAAGCGGAUGCUCGUCUCCCCCCUCGCCGAGACGGGAAUGCGGAGACGAGGCAGCCCAGCGACAGGGUCACGCACUCGGGCUGCCGGCCCACCUCCAGCUCGGCCAGAUCUCUGCCGGUUCGCAGCCUCGGACUGUCACCUCAUCUUUCCUUAUUAGAGACAUUUUAGCUGACUGCAAACCGCUGGCCGCUUGCGCGCCAUAUUCAAGCAACGGCCAUCCAACUCAAGAAGGAGGCCGACUGGCCUCUAAAAUAGCAGACGAGUACAUCGAAAAGAUACACAGUAACUCUUCAUCAGACAGCGAAUACAAAGUGAAAGAAGAAGGCGACAGAGAGAUUUCAAGCAGCAGGGACAGCUCGCAGGUCCGCCUGAAGAAACCCCGGAAGGCGCGCACCGCCUUCACGGACCAUCAACUGGCCCAACUCGAGCGCAGCUUCGAGCGCCAAAAGUACCUGAGCGUGCAGGACCGGAUGGAGCUGGCAGCCUCGCUAAAUCUCACCGACACACAGGUGAAAACCUGGUACCAGAACAGAAGGACCAAGUGGAAGAGACAAACGGCGGUGGGACUUGAACUGUUAGCGGAAGCUGGAAACUACUCCGCUCUGCAAAGGAUGUUCCCCUCGCCGUACUUCUACCCACAGAGUUUGGUGUCCAACCUGGAUCCCGGGGCGGCGCUAUAUCUGUACAGAGGACCUUCGGCCCCUCCACCGGCUCUGCAACGACCUCUCGUCCCGCGGAUUCUUCUACACGGUCUUCAGGGCGGAAGCGAGCCACCGCCAUCCUUAACCUCCCUCUCUGGCGUGCUGCCGCGGCCCACGCAGCAGCGAUGAGCCGGACACACUGGACUCACAUUUAAGUCGGCAGCUUGGAACUUCAUGAACAAAAGAAAAACAGUGAGAAAGAAAAAAAAAUCUAUAACUGAUGACAUAUGAAUCAAGUCAUGUCUUUUAAAAAGCCACAAAGAACAUCAGGACUGAAUAAUUGAAUAAUGUUCAUUAGGCCUAUUUAUUAUUUAUUUAUUUUCCCCGAUGUAUUUAUCAUGGAUAUAUAUUUAUAUAUUGUUUACCCUCAGAAUUUCCUUGUAGGACAGUAUAAUCACAGCAACUUCGACAAGGGCGCAAUAAUGUUGCUGUCACUUGAAUCUUAAAAUAUCAGGAGCCAUUUUGUUUCUACACCAACUAUUAUUAUGAUUAUUAUGAUUAUUGUUAUUAUUAUUAUUAUUAUUAUUAUUAUUAUACAAUUGGCGCUACAGGAUAUUACAAUUGAAUAUUACUGUAGGCGAACUAUUUCUAAAAUCGAGCCAUUCCAUAGAUUUUAGAUUCGCAAACAUUUCAAAUUCAUUUCUACGUGGAACAUUUUGCAAAAUUGCCUUUAAUUAGGCAACUUCAUUAACAUGAAACAAUGUACAGAAGGAGAAAAUACGUGUAAAUAAGAAUAUUUUGUGUUAUAUUCAAAGACAGAACCUUGAUUUAAUAUAUUUUGACGUUCUCUCGUGUGCAUCCUUCUCAUGAUCUCUUAAGUGUCAAGACGAAGGGGAUCCUAGGCAGUAGCACCCAAGGCUGAACAUUUCGACAAGAAUUCUCAGAUUUCCCAACUUCAUGGGAAGCUACAAAUUGACAAAAAACGUUCAUUUUUCAAGUUUAGUUAGCAAGGUCAUCGGGACCAAAAGGAAGCCAAUGGAAGUCCAAUGUCACAGAGGACAGGACAUGUUAAGAUGAAAUUGGAUGUCCAACAGCCACCAAGACUGAACUAAAAGAAUCAGUAAAACAAAUCUAGCCCCACAAAUAUCUUUCUACUGUUCAUUAUCAAAUUGUAUAACAAAGAUUCAAGCAUUCCAUUUCAGAACAAUAGUAAUUGGAGAGUAGCUUAAGAGGAGGAGACAGAGAGAACGAGGAAGAGAGAGAAAGAGUUGACAUAUAUAUCUUCUUUGGUGUAAAGAAAAAUCAGCCACUUCAAUAAUUAAUCAUUGGAUUCUGAUGAACCAUUAGAUAAUAAUUAUGGUAAUGUGGAGUGUUUUGCCAAUAUGGCUCUCCUCUCCUUCCUACUCAAACAUGUCAGGCGUAUUGAGGCAUUAGACAUUGUGCAUUAUUUCUGUCAUUGGGUAUAUGAAACCAUCUUGUUACUAUUUUUGGUGAAGCUGUAUAUUGGACAUAUUAAUUUGUGAAGUGAUUCUCGUAUUUCAAUUUAUAUAGGUUCCCCUGUGCAGCAAGUGCAAUUCCUUUUUAUCCCUUUCCUUCUUUUUUGUUGGUUUCUUUUUUACAACCCCAACACACACCUGCAGAAGUACAGGUUGGGCGUGCAGGGGGAGCCGAGGUGAGGAGCGUUACUUUUAUAAAUGUGCAAAUAAAGAUCCUUUCAUUACAUAUGCACUGAA
Sardina pilchardus (European sardine) is the source of this 3309-nucleotide messenger RNA. It is a transcript of the gene barhl1b, whose product is annotated as BarH-like homeobox 1b. The coding region runs from base 794 to 1765 and encodes 323 amino acids. Gene Ontology annotation, molecular function: DNA-binding transcription factor activity, RNA polymerase II-specific; DNA binding. The transcript is spliced from 3 exons. Gene Ontology annotation, biological process: regulation of DNA-templated transcription. NCBI's taxonomy places the organism in Eukaryota, Metazoa, Chordata, Actinopteri, Clupeiformes, Clupeidae. The record is from RefSeq and is a predicted model, not a curated record.